Mytilus californianus (California mussel) is the source of this 7370-nucleotide messenger RNA. RefSeq names its product serine/threonine-protein kinase 11-interacting protein-like. Bases 357 to 4745 code for a protein of 1462 amino acids. Gene Ontology annotation, cellular component: cytoplasm. The transcript is spliced from 23 exons. NCBI's taxonomy places the organism in Eukaryota, Metazoa, Mollusca, Bivalvia, Mytilida, Mytilidae. Gene Ontology annotation, molecular function: protein binding. The record is from RefSeq and is a predicted model, not a curated record.
GUUUUUUAAAACAUCGAAGAGAUCCACAAAAAUCAGAAUCGAAAAACGCUUCAAAAUAAAUGCAAAACUCAGCUGUCACAUGCCCUCAGAAGCUGGAUAUUUAAAUAGCUAUACAUCUACAUAUCACACUCAAUCAUUUUAUUCAACAAAAAACUUAUUUUAAAUUACAAAAACAUAAUAGUACCAGAGUUAACUAGAAGAAUAACCACCUGACAGGAUAUUAAGUUGUCGUUGCGGUUACACUGUAGACAAACUGACAAAUGUACAUUUCCUGAGUUAUAUCUACAUAUACACAAUUCUCCAUAUUACGCAGGAUUAAACUCGAGAUCAAAUGUGCAUGUAUUUCCCCUGAAGAGAUGCAAGGGAAAGCAUAUGAGUUAGUCAAUCAACUGGCUUUACUUCUCAGAAAAAAUGGUGACAGAAUUUUAAAUGGUGAAAGUAAAUUAAGCCUUACAACACAGUCCUUGUCUUUACUAAAUGUUUCAUUCAGAAGAUACAGUGAUGCCAAAAAUAAUGAACCAAGUCGUAAUAGGUCACACAGAGACCAGAUGGAGAAAUGGAAGUUUAAUGUUCAGUACCUUCAUGAUUUUAUUACAAAGACUAUUUCACUUAAGAUAACACACAGUACAGCAACUAUGCAAGGUCCAAUAUUGAUAUCCAGGUUCCGCAGUGUUGAAAUUCUGGAACUAAAGAAAGUUCCAAUUCAUAUGUUAGAAGGACUGCACAGGCUUCGGGGACAAAUAAAAAUUAUUAUUGUUUCAAGAUGUCUUAAUUCUUUACAAGAUCUUCUGGAAGCCUGUGGGGGAGAUCAAAGUUCACCUAUGUCCUGGCCAUGUUUAAAAUCUAUGUUUUUAAGUUAUAAUGGACUGAAGAAAUUAGACUCAUCUUUGAGACUGCUACCUGUAUUAGAAAUAAUAGACCUAAGUCAUAAUGAUUUGGAAAGAACAGAGAAUUAUUUAGAGCACUUGACAGACAUCACAAGAGUAAAUUUAGGAUUUAACAGAUUAGAUAGCAUUCCAUCUUUUUCACUGACAACCAAGUCAAGAAUAAAGACAUUAGUUCUUCGGAAUAACAACUUGGAUAAUAUAGAAGGUAUAGAUGAUUUAAAUAGCUUAGAAGAACUGGACCUAUCUGAGAACUGUCUGUGUGACCAUUCAUGUUUGGUUGGCCUGGCAGAGCUUAACAAGCUGACAAUGUUAAGUUUACAGGGAAAUCCAUUGUCCUUCCAUGAUAGUCACAGACCACUAACAGUACAGUAUAUUUCCAUAGCUUCUGGAAAUAAUUUAGCAUUUACUUUAGAUGGGAAGAAAAUUACAGCAACAGAAAGAUUACUUACCCAAAGAAGUGUGUUGAACCUUUCAAGACGACCAUCAUGGGAAUCACAAAGCUCUACAAUAAAUGGCACAAGACAAAGGGAAGUUAUCUCGUCAUCUUACACAUUUGAUGAGUCUGAUGAUAUAGCCACAAACUUAAGAAUAGGAUCACCUGGAAGAUCAAGAAAAAAGAGAAAGGCUCGUCCUAAAACAGCCCUUAUUUCUGAUGAAGAAGUGAUAGAAUCCUCAAUGAAUGAAUAUUCUUCAAGGGAAAGUUCAAGAGCCCCUUCCCCAGAAAAAGAAGAUGAACCUGAUACAGCUCAAUCAACUAAGGAAGAAAUCCAAAUGAUCAGGGAUCAUUAUGGUGUCAACUGGUUACAAGUUAUAGCAGCCAAAAAGGAAGACACACUUGCUUCUUCAUCCAGUAGUAGAGAAGUUGACAAAACGGAGGAUGACAUCUACUUAAAUGAAAGUGUAGCAAAUCUGACUGUUUCCAGUUCACAUAAAGAGACACAGGAUUACACAGAGGUCACAAACAAGGACACAGAGGAUGAUAUUGAAGUAUUACCUGAACCAACAGUUAAUGAAGAAGACACUGUGCAGAUGAGACAUAAAGCCAAAGUACAUAGUUUUUAUAGUAUCUAUAGAGAUACAAGUCUUCAAGGAUCAGAAUGGAAUAGAAUUUCUGAGGCAGAAGAGCCAGAAUAUUAUGGAGCUGAAAGUGAACCAUUUAUUGUAAUGUUACCCUCAGAAAAGUUACAACAGCUUAUCAUCAGUGUUAACAACAGAUAUCUGAUAGAGAAAGAUCUAAAUGGUCAAAUUGUGGAACUUUUAGACUUAAAGUGUAUUGUAUCAUUCUUAAUCUCCAUGGAAACAGUUGAUCAUGAGAAUAUAUCCGGAGAGAUUUCACUUCCAGUUUGUAAGAUAAAGUUUGACUAUACAAGGAAAGAUAGAAGAGAUAGAAAAUAUGUAAUGGAGGAUGCUGAUAUAGCUAAGGAAUUUCAAAAUUUACUUCAGCCUUUUAUUGAUGCCAAAGAUGUAAAGAGACAGAUGAAAGAUUUGCUGCAGUGUUUGAAAUGCUCCAAUCAGUUUGAUAAAUCUGAUGCAGAGAUAAAAAUUCAUGUUCCUGAUAAAAAACAUUUUAAUUCCUUUUCUAAUGUCAGUAAAGGAGAUUCGAUGAAGUACAUAUGCCCAAAAUGUAAAAGUGAAAUGGUGGUGGAACUUGACACCAAAGAAUUACCAACAUCUUUACAGAACACACCAGUGGGAUCACUGAUAUCUGGUGACAAUUUCAUAGGGACGCCCAGCAAAGGCGUUAUAAAUGGUAGUAUAAUAUCAGGAUCUCCUGUAGCUAAAUCUUCACCAAAAAAGGAAAAAGAAAAUAAAACUAUUGGUUUUGAUGAUUUGGAUGGAACUACAAUAACAGAAAGAAACACAGUACAGCUGAGAACAAAAACAAAGGAACAAAGUUUUCAUAAUGUCAAGAGGAAUAGAAGUUUCCAGCUUCCAGAAUGGCAGGGAAUUUCUGAUGCUGAGGAGAAUGUACAAUUGAGACCAAAAACUGAAGGACAUGAUUUAUAUAGGAACAACAGAGAGAAAAUUUUCCAAGAUUUCGAACAGAAAGGAAUAUCUGAUACCGAUGAAUCAGAAUAUAAUGGGAACAAAGACCCAUCUGCAGUGAUGUCAAACUCAGCUAUGAUCAGUCGAACACAGAAAGAAACAGUUAUUCAGAAAUCUUACUCUACUGGAACAACAAUGUGUGAUAUGGACAAACUACAGGCUGAUGAAAAUCCAGAAUAUAUAAAAAAUAGUUCAUGGUUAGGAGUUACAAAGUCUAACUCUCGUCAGGUUGGAAAAAGAUCUUCCAUAGAUAGUGAUAUAACAAUUCUGACAAAUGACAGUAGUAGCAUAGCCGUCAUCUCUGAGUCGACAAAUGAAAGUAGUAGCAUAGCCAUCAUUUCUGAGUCAAGUAAUGACAUGAUAGCUGAUAGAACACAUGAUGGGUUCAGUGAUAAUAGUGAAGCUAAGACUGUUCAUAAUUUGACACUUCCAGUCAGAAAAGCUGGUUUGAACUCUAGUCAAAAUUGUGAAAUAGAUAUUGUCUCACGGAAACUAACUGGGAUAUCUGAGGAAGCAGCAGUGGUAACACCUAUGGGGUCACCUCUGUCAAGUAGUAUAUGUUCUAGCAUGGUUUCAAGUGUUUAUGAAAAUACUGUGACAUCUCCAAGUACUGAAAAUUUACACCAAGAGACUGUGGACUCAUAUAAAAAUUGUGAUAAUGGUUUCCAUGACAACCAUAAUGGAAACGAGGAAAGUAUUUAUGAUGUUUUUGUAACAAAUGAUAAUAAGGAAUUUAAUUCAAUGCACACAAAUGGAGAAAUUGACAACAGAGAAAGUUCAUUGACUGUAGAAGUAUUGAAUUCAAGUGAGACAACAACAGUGGAUAACUCAAAUUUAGACUAUGAUUCUGGUGAUGUUUCCAUGGAUGCUGACAGUGUAUUAAAGAGUUUCUGUGAUACAGAUUUUACUAACAUUGAUCACAGAUUAAAGCUGUUUUUAACCAUGACCUAUCUAGAAGAAAAUGAAACAGAAAAGGUUCAGUGUGCUCUUAAGGUAGAUAUAGUACAGUAUAUGGAGACCGAGGAGUUCACAGGUUACGUGGUUGUGUCUACUGAUAGAAUUUUUAUCUUCAAGUUCAUUGAUAAAGAAGACAGUGAUGAUUAUGAAAGCUGUUUGAAGUGUAUAGAAAAUCAACCAAUCACAGAACUGCAGUAUAUUGACAUCGGUCUUGGUUACCAGAGUCUGAGGUUUGAGUUCAGCACUGAAUGUUCCAGUUUUACAUUUCUGAUACGAGAUGAAGGAAGGUGUAAACACUUCAUUAAUCUAGUCACUAGUAUUGUACAGGACACAGCAUUUAGUGAGAACAGUAAGCUGCAGGGAAUCAGUAAAUAUAAUGCUGCAACCAUGGAGAAUUUGAAGUCAGCUAUUGCAGAGAGUGAUGAGGACGAGGAUGGACAAUUUAAUUUAGUCAGAUAUCUGUGUGGUAUUUUGGUUGAAGAAGAGGAUAUCAGAGUAUCAGUUGGUUUAACUAUCACAGAGCAGGAAUUAAUACUUGUGACCGAAAACUACCAGUGGCCAUUGCCUCGAUUACAGGCUCCCUUAGAUGCAGAGGUCAAAGGUCAACAAUUUACAAUAAGAGAUUGUCAGAAAAUCAACAAUAUUGCAACUGUGGAGACUUGUGAGAAUGAUACAACUCAAAUUAGAUUGACCUUCUUCCACGAAGAAUCACAACAAGAGGUCAGCUGGCACAUAGCUAUGACAACAGAUUCAGCAGUGCUUUCAUUAGUCAAUGCAAUCAGAGAACCAUGGGAAAAUGAAUUUGGAGUAGAUCUAGAUGUUACUCCAGUAUCAUUUUUAUCAAACAGUUUAUAAUUUACAUAUUUUAUAUUUAAGUUAAGUUUCAUGAUAUCACAUUAUGUUCGCUUAUAUUUUAAUGGUGCUCUGUAACUUCAUGUAUUUUUUUUCUUUUGGUAAUACCUUUUAAGGCAUAGUGAAUGCUUUUUAUGGGCAUACAGUCUAUUAUAUGUAAUUAUUUGAAUAAGUUUAAAAGCUUAUCAAUGGCAAAAUCAUUCAAAUCUUUAUACCCAGUUGGGUUUUUAUACUUGUACUAUUACAGUGGCGGAUCCAGAAAUUUUCAUAAGGGGGGCCCACUGAGUGCCUAAGAGGGGGCCCGCUCCAGUCAUACUUCAGUGAUUCUCUAAAUAAUCAACCAAAUUUUUCCCACAACCAAGCCCCCUGUAAAACCCUCUAAAUCCGCCACUAAACAGAUUCAGCAGUGCUUUCAUUAGUCAAUGCAAUCAGAGAACCAUGAGAAAAUGAAUUUCGUUUACAUCUAGAUGUUACUCCAGUAUCGUUUUUAUCAAACUAAGAAUUGUCCAGGAAAGUCAUAUGCCUUAGUUUGAUCUAAUUCAUAUUCUUUUAAAUGUUUUUUUUUAUCUUUAAAAUGUUUAUUGGUGUACACUUAAUACUUUACUCUCAGGUUUUAUUUUAAAUGUCAUUGUUACUUUUAUUUGGUUUAUUUUAACAUGAUAGAUUGUAUUUUAGUAUAUUUAAACAUGCACUUGUGGUUAUUGGUAAGUGAUGGGACACAAACAUUACCUUCAAAACUACCGUAUUGUAUUUAUCCCAGUGUAUAUAAGUAUGAAAAAGAAGGAGGUGAACCAUUACAGUAAAAAAACAUUAUUUGAGGUAUAGAACCACUAAUUCUGCCCGGUCAGAAAGAACAAGAAAGUGGUACAUAUUUUAAACAAAUUGUUCCUACGCAUAGCUGUAACUUUGUCAAUAAGUAAAAUAUUUGGGUAAUUUUGGUAUCAUAUAAAAGCUUAAGGACUUGGGAUCACUAUAUAACCUUGUUGAAAGUUUUUUUUUUUUUAAUAAUUAAAAAACAUAUAUGAAAUUAUAAUAGCAGGGCACAUUUGCCCUGUUAUUCAGGUUAGAAGUACCUCUUUUGUACUACCAAACUUAGGGGAACCAGUGCGCUCUAAUAUGCAAUUAAAGGUAUGUUGAAUUUUUCAGCACAAGUCAGGAUAAUGUAUAGUUUUGACAUGAAAUGACUGCCACUUUAUUUGAACUUAAGACAAAGUAGCCAUUAAUGUUUGAAAUUGCAGAAUUUAACAUAGAAAGCAAUGGGGCUAUGAAUUAAUGGUUUUAUUCCUAUAAAGAACCUGGUAUGAAAUAUUGGAAAAAUGAUACCAAGUUUUUAAAAAUUGAAGGUGAUUUAAAAAUCCUUUUUAAUGCAUUCUUGGCCUUGAAUGACUACUCUCUUUAAAUUAAAAGAAUUGGGUAAAAUUAUAUGAAAAAGGGAUGUCAUUAAGAUCAUUCACUGCAACACUUGUAUCCCAUUGUAAUCAUAUAUCCUAUAUCAGCCAAAGCUUGCCUAAAUAGUGCACUAUCAAUCUGACAUUUGCAUUUACCAAGUAUUUCUAGUUUUUUUGUAGUCAAGUCCAUUAAGUAACCAAGUGGACAUCUUAAAUUGUAAAAUUAUUAACAUUGAUAUUGAUGAACUAUUGUAUGAACCAUUCCCUCUAUGAUCAUAUCUUAUUAGAAGUGACUUCAUUUAACAGGCUGUUUGUCUCAUUAUAGCCAUAGGUUUAUUUAAUUUCCACCUGACUACCCUCUAUUUUACUGUCAAACAUGUGAUCUCAUUACAUGGACAUGUGACCUAAUUACAGACAUGUGACCUCAUUACACAUCAUCCCCAUUAACCGUGUUAUUUUUUAUCUACUUAAAAGAUAUGUUGAUUUUUUCAGCUUUUGUUUUUAAUAUGUUCAUAUUCUCAUUUUAAGUUCAGUAAAUUUUAAUACACAUUCAUGCUUUUACAUGUGAAAAAAUGAAAAAAGUACAUUUGUGUCAUUAUUUUUUAUAAAGCAUUACAAUUUAACCAUCAAUUAUGCCAAGUAUAGACACUUGGGUGAAAGUUUCCUGGAUUCCAACCACAUUUAGUCACAGGAAUUAAAGAAUGUAGGUUUUCAAUAAACUAAACUUAGAUAUUCAAGUAAGAUUUCUUAUAAGUUACAACAAACAAAUAUAAUUCAUAGUUUCUUUGUGAAAAGAUCUUAUCUGAUUUUAAAAACCAAUGGAAAUUUGCCAGUUUUCUUUGAAUUUGGUGGAUAAUGAAAAUCUGUCAAUUUUGAUGCCAAUAUCUAAAUAAAAAAAAAUAUUUACAAUCAAGUCUAUGUUUCUGUAAACUAUGAUACAUUGUGAUAAUGGCUAUUAAAUCCUUAUUUGAAAGUAUGUCUAAAAAUUGAGGCCAUAUUAUUGCCUGAUUGACCCUUUUCUAAUUCUAAUCGGUGAUUUCUUUGUUCUAACAUUAAAUAUGCAAAUAUGUUAAAAUAUGUACAGCAAUACAUGUAUAUCUGUUAAAUUAUUUUAGUGCGUCUUCCUUAUUUUUAUAAUUUCAUAUAUUAUGUUUUAAUGUCUUUUUAUAUACAUUCAGUGCAGUUAUGAAAAAUAUUUUUUAUGAGUUUUGUUGAAUAAAUGGAUUAUCAUUUUACCUGU